Molecule: messenger RNA, 1795 nt
Organism: Nerophis lumbriciformis (worm pipefish)
Lineage: Eukaryota; Metazoa; Chordata; Actinopteri; Syngnathiformes; Syngnathidae
Gene: wdr32
Product: WD repeat domain 32
Cellular component (GO): Cul4-RING E3 ubiquitin ligase complex
Molecular function (GO): protein binding
Source: RefSeq, a predicted model, not a curated record
AGGCGGCUCUGACAAGGCUGCUAAUGUUGUUCUGCUGCGGGCCGAGCAGCUAAAAUCUCCCGCCAUGACACCGCGACGGUUCUGAGGCGGCCGACCGCUUUCACGCCCGGCUGCUUCUCACCGCGCCGCACAGACGCCACAAUGAGCUCGGGGGACGCCGACGAGCCGCGGGACAGGCCCAACGGCGGCGACAAAGAGCCCGACACGGACGGCCCAGACCACGACGGCCCCCGGAGCUGCUCUCCUUUGCCGCCGGGGACGAGCGAGACCGCGCCGCCGUUGUCGUCGUCGUCGGAGGAGCCAGCCGCCGGGCCUCGGCCUGAAACCGGCGGGGGCUCAGACACUGGCCGGAGGAAGAGCCUGUUUUCCUGGAUUCAGAACAGGUCCAUUAGGCGGGGCGUGUUUGUGGACCCGGUCCGGGACAACUUCCAGACAAUGACCAGCUUGUACAGCUCCAUGAACCCGGCCGCCGACUCGGUCAACCUGAGCACCAAGACCCACGGAGCCGUGUUCAACCUGGAGUACUCCCCAGACGGGUCGGUGCUGACGGUGGCCUGCGAGCAGACCGAAGUGCUGCUGUUCGAUCCCGUCUCCUCCAGGCACAUCAAAACCCUGACGGAGGCCCACGAGGACUGUGUCAACAACAUAAGGUUCCUGGACAACCGUCUGUUCGCCACCUGCUCCGACGACACCACCAUCGCCUUGUGGGACCUGAGGAAGCUCAACUCCAAGGUGUGCUCGCUGCACGGCCACGCCAGCUGGGUGAAGAACAUCGAGUACGACACCAACACGCGCCUCCUGGUCACCUCCGGCUUUGACGGCAACGUCAUCACCUGGGAUACCAACAGAUUCACGGAGGACGGCUGUCCCCACAAGAAGUUCUUCCACACCAGAUACCUGAUGAGGAUGCGUCUGACGCCGGACUGCUCCAAGAUGCUCAUCUCCACGACCUCGGGGUAUCUGCUCAUCCUCCACGACCUGGACCUCACCCAGUCCCUGGAGGUGGGCAGCUACCGCAUGCUGCGAGCCAGACGCACGCCCCUCACUUCAGAUGGCGGUGCUCUAGCGUCCAGGGCAGCCGGACCUCGCCAGGGGAACGACUCCAGCAAGCUCCACCCCCACAGAGAAGGCAUUUCUCCCAGGAACAGCCUGGAGGUCUUGACUCCGGAGAUACCAGGGGAGAGGGACCGGGGCAACUGCAUCACCUCCCUGCAGCUCCACCCCAAGGGCUGGGCCACGCUCAUCCGCUGCUCCAGCAACAUGGACGACCAGGAGUGGACGUGCGUGUACGAGUUCCAGGAGGGGGCGCCCACCCGCCCGCUGGCGUCGCCCCGCUGCUCGCUGCGCCUCACCCACUACAUCGAGGAGGCCAACGUGGGGCGGGGCUACAUCAAGGAGCUGUGCUUCAGCCCCGACGGCCGCCUCAUCUGCUCGCCGUACGGCUACGGCGUGCGCCUGCUGGCCUUCGACGAGCGCUGCGGCGAGCUGAGCGACUGCCUGCCCGUGCAGACCAGCUGCCUGCGGGAGGUGCGCGCCAUCUACUCGCACAGCGACGUGGUGCUCACCACCAAGUUCUCGCCCACGCACUGCCAGCUGGCGUCCGGCUGCCUCAGCGGCCGCGUGGCGCUCUACCAGCCCAAGUUCUAGAAGGUGCGGCGAGGGCAUUUGUUUUAAAGUGCCCCGAGGACUCACUGGAGGAGCGCCUCAAGAGCAAGACUCUGAAGAUGAAGCAGACUCUUAAGGACACGCCCACAUUUCCACACGACCACCCCUCUCCGUGGCCUUCCGAGGGUUU